Messenger RNA from Triticum urartu, 1773 nucleotides. RefSeq names its product putative magnesium transporter NIPA4. Gene Ontology annotation, molecular function: magnesium ion transmembrane transporter activity. Lineage: Eukaryota; Viridiplantae; Streptophyta; Magnoliopsida; Poales; Poaceae. Gene Ontology annotation, cellular component: membrane. Gene Ontology annotation, biological process: magnesium ion transport. The record is from RefSeq and is a predicted model, not a curated record.
CUGGCUGACUGACCGCCCGCCCGUUCCCCUCCCCCUCGCCCCCGCUUCCUUCUCGACGACGUCGUCGCCGCAGUCUUUUGGUGGUUUUUGUCCCGCGGCCUCUGCCGCCCGCGCGCGAUACCUUCCCCUCUCCUCCCCACUCCCCCGCCCCGCGUAGAGCUCACAUAGGCCAGAAGCAGCCGAGCAGCAGCACAGCGGCGGAAAGCCAAGCCAAGCCAUCCCAGUCCAGUCCCACCGACCGGGCAGCGGCCUCUCCAGAUCUCGCAUGCGCGGCCGCCGCAGGAGGGGGAGGAGGAGGAGGACGGGCUAGGGUGUCGCCGGCGUUUCCGAGAUGCGCGGGGAGCGGCUGGGGAGCUGGGUGGUGUCCUACACCGGGAUGUCGGCCGACAACAUCAAGGGCCUGCUGCUCGCGGUCUCCUCCAGCCUCUUCAUCGGGGCCAGCUUCAUCGUCAAGAAGAAGGGCCUCAAGAAGGCCGGCGCCUCCGGCGUCCGCGCAGGUGUUGGUGGCUACUCUUACCUGCUUGAGCCACUGUGGUGGAUAGGACUGAUAACAAUGGUUGUUGGGGAAAUCGCUAACUUUGCUGCGUACGCUUUUGCCCCUGCUAUCUUGGUCACUCCACUUGGCGCACUUAGCAUAAUUAUUAGUGCUGUUCUUGCACGUAUCAUUUUGCGGGAGAAGCUGCACAUGUUUGGUGUACUCGGGUGUAUUCUUUGUGUUGUGGGUUCGACAACAAUUGUGCUACAUGCCCCUGCGGAACGUGAAAUUGAGUCUGUGGCAGAAGUAUGGGAUCUUGCUACCGAACCAGGAUUUCUACUUUAUGCAGCCAUUGUGCUCACAGCAGCUUUCGUGCUCAUAUUCCAUUUUGUCCCACAGUAUGGUCAGACACAUAUUAUGGUGUAUAUUGGUAUCUGUUCUCUUUUUGGGUCUCUGUCGGUCAUGAGUGUCAAAGCUCUUGGGAUAGCCUUGAAGCUGACGUUUUCAGGGAUGAAUCAGCUAGUCUAUCCACAAACAUGGUUCUUCACACUUGUUGUGGUUGCAUGCAUAGUAACACAGAUGAACUAUCUGAACAAGGCCCUUGACACAUUCAAUACUGCAGUUGUUUCGCCCAUUUAUUAUACAAUGUUUACUUCGUUGACCAUUUUGGCUAGUGUAAUAAUGUUCAAGGACUGGGAUCGUCAAAAUCCGACUCAAAUUGUCACGGAAAUGUGUGGUUUUGUUACUAUCCUUUCUGGGACGUUUCUGCUUCACAAGACAAAAGACAUGGUGGAUGGUCUCCAACAGAAUUUACCUAUCCGAAUUCCGAAACACGCGGACGAGGAUGCGUAUGAAUCUGAAGGAAUUCCUCUCAGGUCUGCUGCUGAUGGGAUUCCUCUCAGGUCACCCCGGGGCGCCGAAGGAAUUCCUCUCAGGUCUGCCGCCGAUGGCAUUCCGCUCAGGUCAUCAUCGAGGGGCGCAGAAUCGUUCCGCUCGACAUCAUGACCUGGUGAUGGUUGCAGCUGGGUUCAAGCCCAUGAGACGCUUGAAGGCAACAUUGGUCAAGUCAUGGUGCCUCGAUGCUUUAUACCUGGGAAGGGAAGGGAAGAAUCUCCAUUCUUUCGUCGGAUAGAACUCCUUAGGUUUUGACUGUAGGACUGGGAAGGUAAAACGGCUGGGCGCCCCUUGUAAUUGUUGAGACUUUGGUACAGAAGAAGUUUGGGGCUUACAUCGGUUAAUACUAUAUAUACGUCUCUGGGCAAGAUAAUUAGAAUGGCCAAGGACCCAAGUUUUGAACA